CCCACGCGUCCCAGCAGCAAAGGCGCUACCACACGAUUCCCAGCGCAUUGGCGGCUCCCCAUGUCUUCUGUGCCCACACUCUCGCUAAUAGAGUUCCUCUGCGGAAAUCAGACCAUUUGUUUUUUUACCCAGAGCUCUUCAGUCGCAGAACUUGAGAACAGGUCGGCGGACAUCUACAACGCCCCCCAGUAGGCGUGGCCUUGGGACCGGAAGAAGCUCCCGUUGCCAAGGAAACGCCACGCGCCUUGGCGCCUGCUCAACCACUGAUGCUCUCAUCCACGGUGAACCCGCCGGUUCCCCCAACUUGUAGUAGAGGCUGUGCUUGGGACAAGGGAACCUUCCUACGGAGGCAGAGAGAGGAAGGCUGAGGUUCCCGGGGAAGAUCCCACCGCGGAAACGGGUACCAGAGUGCGUCCCUUCCUGUCCUUGUAAGCCCCUUGGCCUUUGGAUUGGCGUCAAAGAUCAGUUGCUCGUUAAAUAUUUAAGCCCCAAUAUGGGAUUGUUGGACAGACUUUCAGGUUUACUUGGCCUGAGGAAGAAGGAGGUUCAUGUUUUAUGCCUCGGGCUGGAUAAUAGUGGGAAAACUACAAUCAUUAACAAACUGAAACCGUCAAAUGCUCAAUCUCAAGAUAUAGUUCCAACCAUAGGAUUUAGCAUAGAGAAAUUCAAAUCCUCCAGUUUAUCUUUUACAGUGUUUGACAUGUCAGGUCAAGGAAGGUACAGGAAUCUCUGGGAACACUAUUAUAAAGAUGGACAAGCUAUUAUUUUUGUCAUUGAUAGUAGUGAUAAAUUAAGAAUGGUUGUGGCCAAAGAAGAGCUUGAUACCCUUCUAAAUCACCCAGAUAUUAAGCACCGUCGAAUUCCAAUCUUGUUCUUUGCAAACAAAAUGGAUCUUAGAGAUGCAGUGACUUCUGUGAAAGUGUCUCAGUUGCUGUGUUUAGAGAACAUUAAAGAUAAGCCAUGGCAUAUUUGUGCUAGUGAUGCCAUCAAAGGAGAAGGACUGCAGGAAGGCGUGGACUGGCUUCAAGAAAAAACAGUACAAUCAGAUCCAAGCUGUGAAGACGUGAAAAGAUAGUCCCUGGAGACCUCAGUGAUUCUCAAUUAAUAGAAUCUACGUAAGGCAUACUGCAGAAUCUCACCUUUAUUUUAAAAGAUAUAAGCAACUAAGAAUAUUUUGUAUAACAUUCUGCUUGCUAUUGUGGACUCUUGAAGAAUAUUUUAAGGACUUUAGGACUUGAGACAUUGUUAAUCUGGCCAUUAACUAUACAAAAUCUAACAUUUCUUUGGAACUCCUGAAUUAUCAGCUUUUUGUAAAAGUAUACACAUUGUUAUAAUUAGAAUGUGUAAAUACCACUUAUGAGCCAUCUCAAUAUCCUAUCAUGAUUUAUGAUAUCUUUGAUGUAUUUUUAUUUUUAAUUGUCUUCUAAAAGUUUAGUUCAUUGUAUGACUUUGAAGUGCAAAUUGUGUUAGCUAAACAGCUUUAAGGAUUUAUAAGGGAUCAUAGGUAAUUAGUAUAUAUGUAAUUUUUAUUGUGUCACUAUCAAUAAAAAAUUAAAUACACCUA
This is a messenger RNA of Arvicanthis niloticus (Nile rat), 1564 nucleotides long. RefSeq names its product ARF like GTPase 6 (gene Arl6). The record is from RefSeq and is a predicted model, not a curated record. NCBI's taxonomy places the organism in Eukaryota, Metazoa, Chordata, Mammalia, Rodentia, Muridae. Gene Ontology annotation, molecular function: GTP binding; GTPase activity.